AUGGCGGACGACGCCAUUUUGGUGGUGUCCGACGGUUCUGAUGACGUCACAACCACCACAGUCUCCUCGAUUCUUACAACGAUCGCAACAACAUUGCUCAUCUCAACUAGCACACCACAAGCUCUUCUGAACACCACAAAAUAUCCGCCGCCAAAAAAUUGGACACCCCAAAAUUCGGAAAAUUCGACACGAAGACCGCGUUGGUUUUUUUUUUAGAUUUUCACUUUUCACCUGUCACACGGUCUCCUGACUCAACAAAAAAAACAUGUUGAAUUCAGCUGUCUCUCUACAGUAUUCUGAUUUUUGGCUCAAAAAAUCAGAUUACAUAAAUAUCAGCUGCUUUGAGCCCCCCUAAUUUUGCUCGCGCGCCCCAAAUUUUAUUAUCUAGGCGUUGUCAAGGUGUUUUUUGUUGCGGAGCUUGUGAGCCUAGGGGUACGGUAGGUAGAUGAGCAACAUCUUGCUCAUUUCUUCUCUCUCUUCAAGCUCACUGACUGAAUUAUAAUUUGCGGGUUAGUUUUUGUCUUAUCUUUUGAUUUUGCUUUUCACUUUUCAACAAGCAAAAAAAAAGUUUGAGAGGAUAUUUUGUGUAACACUUUUGCUCCGACACAACCUAGUCACACACAAAAACUAAUCAAUCUCUCGCUAAUUUUAUUACUAAAUAGAACCUGGCUCAGGCUUAGGCUAACUGAUUUUGGAGCUGGUUAGAGCUUGAGAUAUUAUGGACGAGUUAGUUAGGAACUUGAAGGCCGAUGAUUAUUUGAAUGUUCUGAACAUUUUGAAUCACUAUUUUCUGUGGAAACAGCAAGGCCAGGUGGAUGAGGGUAAGGUUAGGGGAAGGUUAAGGGCCUAAAAAUCAUUUGAGGUCUUUAGGAGUGAUUUCGGGGAUUGACGAACCCCAUUUUUGAUUUAAGGAAGUCACAAGAGGUUUUAGGAAUUUUGAAAAAUUUUCAGGGCUUCUGGGAAACCCACGAAAUCCAAAAAAAAUCUAGAAAACGUGCUGCAGAAAAAAAUUUUUGAUAUAAAACAUUUUUGAAACAGUGAACUUUUUGGAUGAAACUCGGGCCCUAGAGGAAUCAAAUUUAUGGAACACUCAGAAGUUUUUUGAAGAAAUUUUGAAACAGUGAAUUUUUUAAUCAAAGGAAAUUUUGACUGUUUUCUAAUUUUUGCGCAAAAUUGAUGUGGAAUUUCAAAUAUAUCAACAACGUAGCAGCAAUACACCCAAUAUUUUGGAAAAUUUUUGAAACAGUGAAUUUUUCUCGAUAAAAAAUGAGAAGAUACUCACUUUUUUCAAAAUUAAGACAAUUUCCGCGAAUAAAAAAUUUUGAAAUGAAUAUUUAAAUUUUCUUGUUGGAUUUUUCACGUAAAAGUGACGGAAAUUAAAUUAAAUUUCUUAAUUUCUUAAUUUUUCUCGGGUCAUAGACACAAUUCAGUACUGAAAAAAAUCUUCCAAUUUUUCAAUUUUAAGAUUUUUGAAACAGUGAAUUUCUGAAACUAAAAAUCGGGAAACGUCACGGAAAUCAAUUUCUGAAAAUUCUGAAACAGUCAAAAAAUUCAUUGAAUUGUUUUUGUCCCCUCAUCCAAAAUUUUCCAGACAUGGGUGCCACAGUCUCCUCAAUUGUUCCCGACCAAGUCGCCUAUGGUGUAGUGGCCUGUAUCACCGUCGGCGUGCUAAUAAUCAUGCUCUACAUGGCACUUUUCGGCCAGCGAAUUCGAGCAACCGCCGCCAAAUGGCACGUGGUUAAUGUCAGCGUGUGGGGCAUUUUGCAUCUGGUGAGUGAUAUGAGCAAUGGGUUGUACAUAGCAGAGAUCACCAGCAGCUGACGUUCGAACAUUUAUAUUUUUUAAAAAAUGAGAUUUUCAGGCCGCCUACUGUUCGUAUGCCACCAAAGCCCCUUGGCCUGGUUAUAUCACCAAUACAGAUAUCACCAAAGCCUCGCAACAAGUCGAAUGCAUUACUCGUUCAGUUUUCCCAGCCGGCAUGAUUUUCGUGUAUCUCGAACAAAUCAUCCUAACAAUUGCACCAAGAUUGGCCAACUCGCUGAUCUUCAACACCAUCUUCUUCAUUCUGCUCAUUCCGUUUUUGAAUCUCGUCUUGGUUUUUCUCUAUUAUGCACAUGUGAGUUGUGUUAAUCAAACCAACCAAAAAAAACUUGUUGAGUAAUAAGAAUUGGGUUUUAUUAUAAUGUUAGAUUUAAUUAGAUAUUUCGCGCGCGCUCGCUCGACUAAACAUCGGUUUUUGAGACGUUUUUUUUUGAGAAGUUUGGGGGAAGUUUUGAGAGCGGGGGACUGAAAAUGAGUGUGACGUAGUCAAAUUUAAAAAUAAAAAAAUCAAAAUUUGAAAAAGUUUGGCAAACGUGACGCCUGGUUAGAGAACUUGAGCACAAGAUACAGACUGACAGAGUACUCAAGAUACAGACCGACAGUGGAACAGGGGAGUGAUAGAAGCAGACAGCUAGAGUUUGGUCAGAGAUAAGAGAUGCAGACAGGUUGGUUAGAGAACUUGAGCACUCAAGAUACAGACUGACAGUGAAACAGGGGAGUGGUAGAAGCAGAUAGAGCUUGAUUAGAGAUGAGAGACACAGACAGCUAGAGCUUGGUUAGAGGUAGACACACAGCUGAAACCUUUAAAAAUUUGAGAGAUGCAGAGAAACAUACUCCUGGCAGAGGCACAGACUGUCAAAUAAAAAUAUAUUGAAGGGAAAGCUAGAGCCUAGACGACGAGAGUAGGUAAGAGAUAUAGAGUGGAGCUACAGCUAGAUCCACUUUCCUCAGGUUGAAUUUUGAGAGACGCAGAGAAACAUACUCUUGGAAGAGAUACAGACUGCCAGAGCCAAGAGUCUAGACGACGAGAGUCUAGACCUCGGUCAGACAUGUAGAGUUGAGAGUGAUAGUGAGCUGAAGAGACGCAGGCAGCUAGAGUUUCUGGAAGAGCUACAGAUUGCCAGAAACAGAUAUAGUUAGUUAGAGUCCAGACAACGAGAGUCUCGGGCCACUAAAUUUAGUUAGAGAGACGCAGACAGCUAGACUAUUUUUUGCAGUUCAUGGACUACGAUUGGUGGUACGAACCAGCCGAUCUCUUCAACCUGGGCACCUACGUUCUCUUCGUCACCUUCACCAUCAUCUAUUUCCUCUUCUGCCUCUUCGGAACAUGUCUCUGUUGCGCAACUCUCACCUCCAACAAACCAACGUCGCGUACAGUCGGCACAUUUGCCGAUAUGUGGCUGUUGUUCCCCUACGGUAUGAUCCCAUCAAUCAUGUACGGCCCGAGUUUUGGUAUGACAAGUGUCAGCUUCGCCAUGAAAUAUCUGUUGACUUGGGUAAUGGAAUCGGGAUUAUUGGGCGGCGGAUCGAGUAGCUCGGGUGGCUCGGCGAUCAAUAUGAACCUGAUCAUUCAAGUGAUGACUAACGCGAUCCUGGCGAUGCCCUGGUUUGUUCUACUCUUCCCGUUGGUUGAAGCCGUCUUGACAUUGGUAUGCAUUCGUAUGUUCCGCGAACAAUUCUUCUUCACAAUGGCUUGCGGUCGGGUUUAUGAGGGGCAAAAGGGGAGAGUUGGAAUCAUCAAUAAACAACCUGAAGAAUGGGCUGGACCACCGCCAAUUUAUCCGACUUUGAAACCAGAAUAA
Caenorhabditis angaria is the source of this 3623-nucleotide messenger RNA. The record is from the annotation of a GenBank genome assembly. NCBI's taxonomy places the organism in Eukaryota, Metazoa, Nematoda, Chromadorea, Rhabditida, Rhabditidae.